Messenger RNA from Bufo bufo (common toad), 1083 nucleotides. RefSeq names its product LIM homeobox transcription factor 1-alpha-like. Gene Ontology annotation, biological process: neuron differentiation; regulation of transcription by RNA polymerase II. Gene Ontology annotation, cellular component: nucleus. The record is from RefSeq and is a predicted model, not a curated record. The transcript is spliced from 8 exons. Gene Ontology annotation, molecular function: DNA-binding transcription factor activity, RNA polymerase II-specific; RNA polymerase II transcription regulatory region sequence-specific DNA binding. The coding region runs from base 1 to 1083 and encodes 360 amino acids. NCBI's taxonomy places the organism in Eukaryota, Metazoa, Chordata, Amphibia, Anura, Bufonidae.
AUGAAGCCGGAACCAGAUCAUAAGACAAAUGACCUGUGUGCAGGUUGUGGAUGCACUAUCUCAGACCGGUUCCUUCUCAGAGUGAAUGACAGACCUUGGCAUGAGUGCUGUGUUAAAUGUGCAGCCUGCCUAAAAACCCUAUCUGGGACGUGUUAUUAUCGUAACCGUCAGCUGUACUGCAAAGAAGACUAUGAAAAGCUUUUUGCUACUAAAUGCAACAGCUGCCUGAAGACAGUGAUGCCAUCUGAACUCAUCAUGCGUGUUCUCAACCAUGUGUAUCAUGUGGCCUGCUUCUACUGCUGCGAGUGUGAGCGAAGACUGGAGCGAGGUGAUGAAUUCGUGUUAAAAGAAGGGCAGCUGCUGUGUCGCAGUGACUAUGAGAGGGAGCGAGAGAUGCUCAGUGCCUUCAGCCUGACUCCAGCUGGAUCUGUUAAAAGUGAAGACGAGGACGGGAAUCAUGGGAAAGGAAGCGAAGAAGCUAAAGAACUUAAACGAUCGAAGAGGCCGAGAACAAUUCUCACUACACAGCAGCGCAGAGCUUUUAAGGCAUCAUUUGAGGUGUCUUCCAAGCCUUGCAGAAAGGUGAGGGAGACACUGGCAGCAGAGACAGGUCUGACCGUGCGUGUUGUUCAGGUUUGGUUCCAGAACCAGAGAGCCAAGAUGAAGAAAAUUGCCCGAAGGCAACAGCAACAAGACCACGAGCAGUUGGCAACACAACGCUUGGGCUCUGCCUGUGGGAACCGUGGAAGUAGUAGACAGAGUAAUGAUGACAGUGAAGAUGGCAGCAGUGGACUGGAAGGUGUUAUGGUGCCGUAUUCCAGGCUACAACAGCAGGCACUCCUCGCAUUGGAUCAGAGUGUCUACAACACAGAUCUGUACCGGCAGAGUCUUACUCCUCCUCAACUGCCCGGUGACCAUUUACAUCCAUAUGAUGCUGAUAAUGUUUUUCAUGAUAUGGACAGUGAAAGCAUCAAUUAUCUAGGUGGAUCUUUACUGACAUCUUCUGAUGCAAGCAACCUACAGACCCGAGCUGGACCCAUUGAUCGUCUGUAUUCCAUGCAGACCUCUUACUUUGCCUCCUGA